Messenger RNA from Neofelis nebulosa (Clouded leopard), 2372 nucleotides. It is a transcript of the gene FADS3, whose product is annotated as fatty acid desaturase 3. The coding region runs from base 195 to 1526 and encodes 443 amino acids. Gene Ontology annotation, cellular component: membrane. The record is from RefSeq and is a predicted model, not a curated record. The transcript is spliced from 12 exons. Lineage: Eukaryota; Metazoa; Chordata; Mammalia; Carnivora; Felidae. Gene Ontology annotation, biological process: lipid metabolic process. Gene Ontology annotation, molecular function: oxidoreductase activity, acting on paired donors, with oxidation of a pair of donors resulting in the reduction of molecular oxygen to two molecules of water.
AAAAGUUCCCUGCGCCGGGAGCCGGGCAGGCGCACGCUCGUACGGCGGCCGCAGCGGCAGGGCGGGGCCGCGGAGGAGCGGGUGGCAGCGGAGGACGCCCCCGGGGACGCGACUCGCUCCCCUCGGGGUCUCUGUCGGACCUCGGAAAGGUACCGGCAGGGGGCGGGGGGGGCCGAGGGCUUUUGCACGGGGCCAUGGGCGACGUCGGGGAGCCCGGCCGGGGGCCCGCGCAGCCGGGGGCGCCGCUGCCCACCUUCCGCUGGGAGCAGAUCCGCCCGCACAACCUCCCGGGCGACAAGUGGCUGGUCAUCGAGCGUCGCGUCUACGACAUCAGCCGCUGGGCACAACGGCACCCGGGGGGCAGCCGCCUCAUUGGCCACCACGGCGCUGAGGACGCCACGGAUGCCUUCCACGCCUUCCACCAGGACCUCAAUUUCGUGCGCAAGUUCCUGCAGCCCCUGCUGAUUGGAGAGCUGGCCCCGGAGGAGCCCAGCCAGGAUGGACCCCAGAAUGCCCAGCUGGUCGAGGACUUCCGAGCCCUGCGCCAGGCAGCUGAGGACAUGAAGUUGUUUGAGGCCAAGCCCGCCUUCUUCGCUCUCUUGCUGGGCCACAUCCUGGCCAUGGAGGUGCUCGCCUGGCUCACCGUCUACCUCCUCGGCCCGGGCUGGGUGCCCAGCACCCUCGCCGCCCUUGUCCUGGCCACCUCCCAGGCUCAGUGUUGGUGUCUGCAGCAUGACCUGGGCCAUACCUCCGUCUUCCGGAAGUCCCAGUGGAACCACCUGGCCCAGCAGUUUGUGAUGGGACAGCUGAAGGGCUUCUCUGCCCACUGGUGGAACUUCCGCCAUUUCCAGCACCACGCCAAGCCCAACAUCUUCCACAAAGACCCGGAUGUGACCGUAGCGCCCGUCUUCCUCCUGGGGGAGUCGUCGGUCGAGUACGGCAGGAAGAAGCGCAGAUACUUGCCCUACAACCGUCAGCAUCUGUACUUUUUCCUGAUCGGCCCGCCGCUGCUCACCCUGGUGAACUUUGAAGUGGAGAAUCUGGCGUACAUGCUGGUGUGCAUGCGGUGGAUGGACUUGCUCUGGGCUGCCAGCUUCUACUCCCGCUUCUUCCUGUGCUACAUCCCCUUCUACGGCGUUCCUGGGGCGCUGCUCCUCUUCGUCGCCGUCAGGGUCCUGGAGAGCCACUGGUUCGUGUGGAUCACGCAGAUGAACCACAUCCCCAAGGAGAUCGGCCACGAGAAGCACCGGGACUGGGCCAGCUCUCAGCUGGCAGCCACCUGCAAUGUGGAGCCUUCGCUCUUCAUCGACUGGUUCAGCGGGCACCUCAACUUCCAGAUCGAGCACCACCUCUUCCCCACGAUGCCAAGGCACAACUACCGUAGGGUGGCCCCGCUGGUCAAGGCGCUGUGUGCCAAGCACGGCCUCAACUACGAGGUGAAGCCCUUUCUCACCGCCCUGGUGGACAUCGUUGGGUCCCUGAAGAAGUCUGGCGACAUCUGGCUGGAAGCCUACCUCCACCAGUGAAGGCGGCACCCAGGGCCCCAGCGACCACCAAGCCGGCCCAGGCAGGCUUGACCACUCCGCCCCACCCCCACCCGCACCCCACCCUCCACCUGGCCUAGGGGGCCCUGCCUACCCUUCUGGAUCUGCUGUCCUCACCUCACCACCCCCCUCACCUGUCUGCUUGGCAGCCCUAAGGCCAUGGCUCUUGGCCAAACAGGACCAGGGCUAGGGGGAUAGUACAUAAAGCCACACAGCAUGGCAUGUUUUCCUAGAGCAAAAAUUUAGGGAAAACGGUUAUUUUUAUAUAAAAACAAACACAGAAAAACGGUGGAGUAUUGAAUCUGCAAGAAUCUUGGAGCUGGACUUCCUGAGAGGAGUUUAGGCCACUUGGGCCAUCAGGGUGCUGGGGGGGCAGAGGGGCAGGGGGAGAGACUGGUGGCCCUGGGUCGGGAAGCUGGCAGCUGGCCCAGGCUCGGGUCUCUGUGAGGGUCCCUCCCUUCCUGUCCUUUCACCCACUCACCAGCAACCUGUGGCCGUCACGUUGGGUUCACUCGCUUUGCUCCUCUGCAAGGUGGGACAGGAGCCGGUCCGGCAGACCAGGGCUUGGGCCACGUCUGCAGGCGCCCCCCUCCCACCCAGCACAGGAAGGGGGAAGCCAGGAUGUCCCCCCGCCCCGCCCUGCACUGGCCUCCCGGAGCUUCCGAGGGCCACCUGCCAGUCUUAGCAUUUGCACCCAGCAUCAUGCUGGCAGGGGUGCAGCUUGACUGUGUUCAGUGGCCCACAGGAGGGGACCCUGGGUUUCUCCCAUGCCUCCCUGGGACCCGGUGCUUGCCUGCUGGAAGCAGCUUAAAGAAAACAAAGUGCUGA